Molecule: messenger RNA, 994 nt
Organism: Hordeum vulgare subsp. vulgare (domesticated barley)
Lineage: Eukaryota; Viridiplantae; Streptophyta; Magnoliopsida; Poales; Poaceae
Product: zinc finger protein ZAT9-like
Exons: 1
Coding region: 134-829 (231 amino acids)
Source: RefSeq, a predicted model, not a curated record
GCGUGCGUGCACGUUUCUUCGUGGCCAAGCCUAGGAGGCUUGAGUCUGAGUGGCGCCAUCGCCAUUGGCCAAUUCGCACUGACGCACGUCCGCCUUUGACGUGAACAACUCUCCCUCCCUCUCCCCAAGAUCGAUGAGCCACCCGCAACUCCUACCGGUCGUACGUAUAUAUGCCCUCGUGCGUGCGCGUGACUGGAAUUUCAGUUCGCUGCUGGGUAGAUACAAUCAUACAAAGAUCGAUCUCGUGAUGACACUUACGAGAGAGGAGGCGCACGAGAGCAAGGAGAUGGAGAGCCUCCGGGUGCACGCCGACGCGCUCCUCUCGCUCUCCUCACCCGCCGCGUCGUCCACGGCGACGACCGCGGCGGGCAGCAAGCCGGUGACGACGGCGACGACCGCGGCGGGAAGGAGGGCGCUGGCGGCGGAGGGCGUGUUCGAGUGCAAGACGUGCAGCAAGCGGUUCACGUCGUUCCAGGCGCUGGGCGGGCACCGCACCAGCCACACGCGGCUGCAGGCGCGGAUGCUGCUGCACGACGCCGCCGACGCCGCCGAGAGGGACAGGGCCAGGGUGCACGAGUGCGCCGUCUGCGGGCUCGAGUUCUCCAUGGGCCAGGCGCUGGGCGGCCACAUGCGCCGGCACAGGGGCGAGGCCGCGCCGUCGACGACGUCGUCGGCCGCCGUGCACGGCGAGGCCAGCUCCGGAGCGACGCAGCAGCAGGAGCUCAUGCCCGACCUCAACUACCCGCCCAUGGACGACUGCGGCGGCGACGGGCAAGGAACCUCCGCCGAUCGCAGCUCCGAGCGUCAGCUGCUUGAUCUGCUUGGAUAGCCUUUUCACAGAGAACAUAAGAACAUGUACUUACUUGUAUAGAUAGGAUGUGCAUACAAUACAAUACAUACAUGAUGAAUUGAUGAUUCCGUGUUAUACUACAUACAUGGAUGGCUUGAUUUAUUUGUUUAAUUAUUAUUAAGACAUAUGGAUGGGGUUCAAUUA